GUAUUAGGGUAUAUUGAAUUUCCGUCUUCAUUCCUCUUGUGAACAAUUUAGUUUAAAUGAAAUGGGGAAAUUAGAAUCAAAAAGAGUCGAAGAUGUGCAGCUGACCAUUCCAUUCAAGCCUUUUUCGGUCGUAACUGUUUCCUUACCAGCGGUUUCAUUGCUGUACUGUUUUCUGCAUGGAAUGAUAUUCCGGUUUAGUGAAGUCAAUGAGACAGUGUGUCAGGCAUCCAAUGUUGUGCCCUCCAUCAGUGCAGUUACUGGCAUCACCCCAGGGGCAUAUUUUUGGAGGAUCUGUAUUGGUUUACAUGCCACCCCUAGAUUUGCUGUGGGCUUCAUGCACUAUAAUUAUUACAUGGCUAGGAUAUCUUAUGUUGACAGAGAAUUUAGGCCUCUCUUUAAGAAGCUACUGAGUGUGAAUUUCUGGUUGUACACUAUUGAGAAUUCCUGCUUAGUUGGUGUGACCUACAUUUCCAACAAGGAAAAUUAUCCUGUUCAUGAGAAGAUAUUUGUGGUUUUCAUGGUUGCCAGUUGCUGUUACAUGUUACUAAAUACCCUCAUCUACAAAUGGACCAGGACAGAUAUCUUGACACCAACAGAAAAAAAAUCUUUAAAAAUCAAGUGGAUAAUGUUUGCCUGUAUAAUGACAGCCACAACUGGCCUUUUGACUGCUUUUGUAUUGCACAGAGUGUUCUGUGUUGCAUAUGCAUUUAGUUUUUUCUCAGCCUUCGAGUAUGUUAUAGCAUACUCCAACAUGGGAUAUCAUGUCAGUGCGUACUUAGAAUUUAAGAACAAAUCAAUUCUGGCGGCAGAUGUCAUCUCAGAUUCUGUUUACACUAACGGAGACGCACCAGAAUCCAAUGUCAUCACUGCAGAUUCAGAUGAUGACCGAAAUGGGACACGAAGAAGUUUGAGGAUUCGCAAAAAAGGAGCUGGAGAAAGUGUUCAAUGAGGAGAGAGCACUAGUUUGUUAUUGUUUAGUUUUUUACAGAUAUGUGCAAUGAUGGAAAAACUUGUCUGGUCUUUCUUUUUAUGAGUGUUGUUUACUAAAUGUACUUGUGAAAUGUUCAAAUUCUGAUUUGUUUGUUUUAUAUUAUGAAGAAAUUGACAUUAUCUAGGCUACUAGUCAUGUAACAGUGGAUAUUAACAUGAUUGUUAAGGUAGAAGUAUUUUGGUAGUAUUAUAACAUUUAAAAGUAUUUUCUUUGGUUGUUUAAGGUUCCCUUAUCUAAUACCAGAAAGGGAUUUUACAUUUAUCACAUGACUCGGUACUCAAGAUUUUUUUUUUUUUUAUACCGGUAACUGCAAAUUUCUAAAUGGCUGUUUCUAAAAGAUCUGCUUUUAUUCAAUUGGGGAAGAAAUUACAUUUAAUUUAGGAAUUUA
Molecule: messenger RNA, 1379 nt
Organism: Saccostrea echinata
Lineage: Eukaryota; Metazoa; Mollusca; Bivalvia; Ostreida; Ostreidae
Product: post-GPI attachment to proteins factor 2-like
Exons: 5
Coding region: 62-949 (295 amino acids)
Biological process (GO): GPI anchor biosynthetic process
Cellular component (GO): Golgi membrane; endoplasmic reticulum membrane
Source: RefSeq, a predicted model, not a curated record